Necator americanus (New World hookworm) is the source of this 1392-nucleotide messenger RNA. RefSeq lists its product as uncharacterized. The transcript has 3 exons. NCBI's taxonomy places the organism in Eukaryota, Metazoa, Nematoda, Chromadorea, Rhabditida, Ancylostomatidae. The coding region runs from base 1 to 1392 and encodes 463 amino acids. The record is from RefSeq and is a predicted model, not a curated record.
AUGAGAACCGCUCAUUUCCUACUAGGAAACAGAAUAAGACAUUGGUCCGUCAUCAGCAUCAAAAAUUACACUAUAUACUGCGGCGAUGCUGAUGAGAACAAAAUAGGUGGCUGUGCGAUACCUGUGAGGAAAGAUUACAACAAACUGGUAGAGGAAUUUUGCUCAACGUCGUCUAGAUGUUUUGUACGAUUGCGGGAUCGCAGAGGACGUAAACUCUGGAUAGUAAGUGCUCACAAACCUACGGAAACCGCUGAGGACAACAGUGAGGACGCCUUCUAUGAUAAACUCAAUUCGUUGAUGUCUAAAAUACCAGGCCAGCAGGUGAUCAUUGUCGGAAUCGACGCAAAUGCGAAGAUGGAACUCGAACAACAAUCUGAUGUAUUAGGAAAAUGGUAUGAUCCAGCAGAGCGCACGUUGGACAACGGUGACCGUCUGGUCGACUUAUGUGAACAGACGGGCCUCAUCAUCGCUUCCACGUUCAAGAAGAAUCAUCGAUGCCAUCAGCUCACGUGGCAGCUCGACUACGUUCUGGCGAGGAACAUUCCUCAGUCAGAUAUCCGAAAAUCUAGAGCUGUUUGGGACGUCGCGUUCGACUCUGACCAUCGCCCAGUUCUUCUCAGCUUCAAGAAACGGUUCCACAAGAGAAACCGAGGAGUUCCUCUUCAACCAAAAAUCGACAUGGCAGGUCUGAAAGACGAUGAAUGCAGAAGAAAAUUCCGCCAACGUGUGUCUAUUCAUGUUGGAGUACGGACCAGGAAGAAGCUUAGCGAUGCGGGUUCCUUCACAAAGUGCAUCCAGGACGCUGCAAGGGAAACGCUCCCGGUUCUAUUGCCGCGGAAGAAGUUUGCUUUUGCAUCUGCAGAAACAAAAUCCACAUACAAUUCUGUAUGUGUCGCGCGCAGCGUUGGUGACUUCAACCAGGAAAAGCGUCUUAGAAGGAAGCUGCGUCGUCAACUGCAACAAGACCGCGAUAACGAGUGGACGUCAAGAGCGAUGGAGUUUGAGAAGGCGUGGGAGGACAGGAACCCGCGGAAAGCCUACGCUCUACUAAAACAGUAUAGCGGCAAAAUGAAAAGAUGUUCCCAUGUCCUCAACACUGCUAAUGGGGUAGCUGUCGGUGAAGCAACCCUCCCAAUUUCGAAGGAACACUUCAAGACCUUGCUGAACCGGCUAGCACCGUCAGCUCCUGAACUCGAACACGUUCAUAGACCGACAUAUGCGGUUAACGAGGAGCCACCGACCGAGUCGGAGGUCCUGGUCUGUAUUCAAAAAAUGAAGAAUGGAAAAUCUGGUGGAUACGACGGGAUUAGCGCAGAAGUAUUGAAAUAUCCUCCUCCGUCUGGGAUUCGUGAAAUGACAAAGCUCAGUAUGGAUAGACAAAAGGAUGCCUGA